This is a messenger RNA of Blastomyces gilchristii SLH14081, 1605 nucleotides long. Its product is annotated as MFS transporter. Lineage: Eukaryota; Fungi; Ascomycota; Eurotiomycetes; Onygenales; Ajellomycetaceae. Gene Ontology annotation, molecular function: transmembrane transporter activity. Gene Ontology annotation, cellular component: membrane. Gene Ontology annotation, biological process: transmembrane transport. Bases 1 to 1605 code for a protein of 534 amino acids. The record is from RefSeq and is a predicted model, not a curated record. The transcript has 3 exons.
AUGCUACUCCAACAAGACAGCCUUGAAAACGAUGUUGAAGAUGUCCCGUUCCUGCCAAAGUCGCCUUCUUUCGAUCAGUCAUCGGUUACUUCAAGCCAAAACCCAGAUGGCAUCAAUAGCGCCCGGCGGAAAAUUCGCAUGCGGCUCACUAUCGCUCUUUUUGCUAUUGUGCUUGCCUUCGAGACUGGCGGAUCCAUGCUCGCUGCCCCCAUGACACGCAUGUUCGAAUCGAUAACUUGCCUACAGUACUAUAAGGAGCACGACCCUGCAAUAAUAGGGAAGAAUGGAAACAUUCCUGAGGAAUUAUGCAAGAAUAAGGAGAUUCAGGGUGAAGUCGCAAUUGUGAAGGGUUAUGGAGAGCUUUUUGACGCGAUGGCUGGUGUGCUUCUUUCGGUACCGUAUGGCCUAUUGGCAGACAAAUACGGCCGGAAACCAAUAUUUUGCAUUUGCAUUCCUGGGUUUGUCCUGAACAUGAUGGUUACAGGCGUAAUAUUAUACGCGUCGGAUACGUUUCCGUUACGUAUGGUUUGGCUAUCUACCUUAGCCUGGAUGUUUGGAGGUGGUUUUGCUGUUGCUAGCACAAUGGUAUGGACGAUGAUGGCGGAUGUUACUGCUGAAUCCCAAAGGGCUGCUCUUUUCUUCAAAUUCGGCGUCUCAAUAAUGCUGGCCGACUUCAUCUCUUCACUCUUUACCUCGUGGCUCAUGAAGUACAGUCCCUGGAUUCCGAUGGUCAUAGGAUGGAGCUUUACCAUGAUUGGAAUCCUUCCAGCCGUACUACUACCAGAAACGAAAGGGACAUUCACAUCGGAGAAGGAACUCGCUCAUGAGCUUUCUGAACCAUCAUCACCUAUCAACGAUGGGCCUAUCUAUUUUUCGCCUGAGCAGCGCAAUGCCGGUAUGCUAUCAUUCGCUAAAAAGCCACGUCCGGCCUCACAACUCAGGCGGAUGGGAUCUCAGUUCAGCUUCAUUAUCCAGGAUAAACACCUCAUAUUUCUCCUUUCCACAUUCCUCGUCUACAGAUUGAGCCGCGGCACAUCAUGGCUCCUCAUACAAUACAUAUCCAAACGCUACCACUGGACCCUUGCGAAUGCGAAUUUCUUAAACUCCUUCAAAUCAAUCCUAACCGUAUUUCUCUUCCUCGCCCUACUCCCGCUCGCAUCAUGGUACCUAACAUCUCGACGAGGCACACACUACCGGCAGAAGGACUUGACCCUCGCCAAAGGCAGCGUCAUCCUCCUCCUCGUCGGCACGUUUAUCAUGGGCAUCUCACCCUCAAUAUCCCUCUUUAUCGUCGGUCUCAUCGUGCAGACGUUGGGUAUCGGGUUUGUGUUUAUUGUUCGGUCCCUGGCCACCACCAUGGUGCAUAGAGAUCAGACUGCACGGCUGUAUACGGCGAUAGAGAUCCUGCAGAGCAUCGGAGUGACGAUUGCCAGUCCGACAGUGACUUUCUUUUUCAACAGGGGUUUAGAUAUGGGAGAGGGCUGGAUUGGGUUACCUUGGGUGGUGGCGUCUGGUCUUUUUGGCGCGACGGCGGUGUUGCUAUGGAUGUAUAGACUACCCUCUCUUCCAAAGCAAUCUGUGUCUGAAGCUUCGAUUGCACUUUGA